Perkinsus marinus ATCC 50983 is the source of this 1029-nucleotide messenger RNA. RefSeq lists its product as hypothetical. The transcript has a single exon. NCBI's taxonomy places the organism in Eukaryota, Perkinsozoa, Perkinsida, Perkinsidae. Bases 1 to 1029 code for a protein of 342 amino acids. The record is from RefSeq and is a predicted model, not a curated record.
AUGGCCGCCGAGAGGCUUAGUGAGAACCCUACCGAGACGCCGGCAUCGAUAAGAACACUCUGGUAUGAGCAACGGAGAAAAGGAGUUCUGAGUGACCGGGAUAGGCAGUGGCUUGAUAAGCAGAAUGAUGAUCCUCACCAUCUGAACCUUCAAGGCAAUGUGAGGAACAUGAUUAGCUCCAUCACCAAGAGGAAGAAAGUGGGCCUUAACGUCGACGCCUUCCUCCAAGAAGUCCAGGCCUUGCGGAGCUCUGUGGAUCCCCAGGUGGUUAGGAGCGUAGUGGACGCAAUCCUUCGGUCUAACGGUGGUUAUGGGAGGCCUGGAGAUGCACAGUUGCGGGACUUGGAGAAUAUGUGCAUACCGACCAACGCGCCUGUAGUGUGCACUGAAAGUGGUACCAAUAAAUUAAGCGUUAUGGCGGUGAGCUUCACCAGUCCUCUCAUGUUGGCGAAUUACUUGUCGACGUCUAGGAUUGGGCUCGACUGUACUUUUAAUGUGGUAUCUGGGCGUUGCACCAUAUUAUCAGUUGCCAGCAUGCUUCCAGGAGGAGCAUCAAAACCUAUUCUCCUCUCUCUCAUAUUAUCUGAGAGCGAAAGGAGCAUCACGGUGGCUCUGACACAGCUCCAGGAUCUCGUAUCCGAGAUAGGCUUACCACCGCCUGUGAUCACGCACAUCAUGCAGGAUGGUUCUUCGGCUCUGAGGGCGGCGACAGAAACUAUCUAUGCUGGGGAAACUAGGCUUGCCAUACAGUGCUGCUACUUUCACUUCAUGCAGUGUCUGAAGAAUAAGAAGGUCAAUAUGGCGAACUCGAUGUGGCGAGCAAUCAAGGACGACUUUCGACUAGUAGCUCUCGGGCACUCUCUUCACGAGUUUCGCAUACUGAGAUGGUUACUGAAGAAGAAGUGGGAAGAUCUGGGUGACAGGGCAGCGCAGGGACUCCUCGAGGAGAUUCAGAGAGGCGGUUGGCUCGACGACGGAUCGUUCCGCUCUAGGUGGGGGUAUUGCUUCUCUGACCAUCUGGGGGGGUAG